CUUGCUGUCAUUGCUUACUUUUCUAUUGAGGGAGUAUGGCUUACUAUCUGUACAUGUCUUUGCUAUAUGCAACACGGUAGUGUGCUCCCGUAGUAUGUGCGCAUGCUCGUUAAAUGAUGCCAGUCAUGUAAUUUGAGGUCUUCUGCCCUCGUUGAUCAGUCCGUGGUUUUGGUUUUUGCGAGUUAUGUUGCCUUCGUCCUAAAUGCUUCAUAAAGUCGUACGUGGGUUUUUGGGCCCUCCUGCGUCUUCGACCUACUCACGCCAGGAGACCUGCGAUACCGACUGCCACAGCAGCAACGAUAACCUUCCUCGAGUCGACUACGAGAGUCGGCGCCGCGCCUACUACCAUAUAGAUUGUCUGCGUUUGCCCAGUCUUGCCCGUCAACGUUCCCAUGCCGAUCGAUCCUACACCCGGCAGUGGAGCUUGCGACAUAGCUUCGAAGUGAAAAGUAUAGGUCUUCGGCACCCAAGUACGAAUUGUACCAAUGUGCGUCUCGACCCAUUGGACGGUCCCAAAGUCGUCACCGGUGACAAGUCGAGGGAGAGGGAUCGUAGUCGUUGCAGGAAGAGGGGGCGCAGAAACCGCGGCUGGAGCCGGGGGGGCAGCUUGAUUGGCCGGUGGUAUGGCUGCAGCCGGUACAGCUGGUGCAGGAGCUGGCGGCGCGACGGCUGGAGGGAGUGCUGCAGGUGCAGCCGGCACUACAAUCUCAAGUGGAGGUGCUGCAACAGGCGCGAAGCCUGGUGCCUGACGAAGUCUAGCAAGAACGUCAAUUUAGGCUAUCUGAUCUCGGUAUGAGCCUGGGUCUAACAACUCACUCGA
Macroventuria anomochaeta is the source of this 820-nucleotide messenger RNA. RefSeq lists its product as uncharacterized. The record is from RefSeq and is a predicted model, not a curated record. The transcript has a single exon. Lineage: Eukaryota; Fungi; Ascomycota; Dothideomycetes; Pleosporales; Didymellaceae. Bases 203 to 796 code for a protein of 197 amino acids.